Molecule: messenger RNA, 502 nt
Organism: Papaver somniferum (opium poppy)
Lineage: Eukaryota; Viridiplantae; Streptophyta; Magnoliopsida; Ranunculales; Papaveraceae
Product: hexokinase-2-like
Exons: 4
Coding region: 1-441 (146 amino acids)
Biological process (GO): glycolytic process; intracellular glucose homeostasis; glucose 6-phosphate metabolic process
Cellular component (GO): cytosol; mitochondrion
Molecular function (GO): ATP binding; D-glucose binding; glucokinase activity
Source: RefSeq, a predicted model, not a curated record
AUGCUUCUAUUUUCUUCUACUCUCUCAAUCUUUUCCGUUGAAGCAGAAGAAGAUCUGGUUGAUGGAGCUGGAAAGAAACAGCGAGAAGAUGCUAAGAACGAAAUUGUAACCAAUCUUCAAGUGAAAGAGGAGGAGAUGGAGACCACGGAAUUUCAAUUGCCAACUAAAGAGGUUGAUAAACAUGUGGUGGUGGAACUAACUAAAGCCCUUGUUGCAGCUUUGGUGAAUGAUACAAUUGGUACAUUAGCUGGAGGCAAAUACUUCAACCAUGAUGCUGCAGUUGCAGUUAUUUUGGGAACUGGAACAAAUGCAGCAUAUGUAGAGGGCGCACAAGACAUUCCUAUGUGGCAUGGUCUCCUACCUAAACCAAGAGAUGUAUUAUGUACCCUUCACUGUUAUCACUCCUUAGAAAAUUUAUCCUACUUCGGAUAUGCUAAGUGAUCAAUUUAAUCAGUUAAAACAUCUAAAUAAAGCAAAGCAUGCAUCUGGCAGUUAAAAGAAA